AUGCAUAAUGUAAAAGCCUUGUAUGUACAGGGAGAUUGUGCUGUAGAAGCCAUUGUGUUGGAGCCACCUAAGCUGAAAGAGCUACCUGAGCUGGAGCUGAAAGAGCUACCUGAGCUGGAGCUGAAAGAGCUAAGUAUCCAUCCUAAUGCUUUUCCAAAAAUGAGAAAGUUGAGAUUGCUCAUCCUACGCAAUGUUCAUAUUUCUUUCCAUGGCCCUAUAUGUCUUCCUAAUGAGCUAAGAUGGAUGGAAUUUGCUGGAAGUGGUCCUUGGAUUCCAAAAUUUCCUUCUGGUCAAAAGAAAUUAGUAAGUAUUGAUAUGAGGAAAGGCAGUAUCACAGAAGUCGUAAAACACUUUAAGGACUUCCAACAAUUGAGGUACAUUAAAUUAUGUGAUUGCGAGUCGCUCAUUAGUACACCCAACAUCUCAUGUACUCCAAAUCUCGAAGAAUUGAAACUCAGGAAUUGCAAAAACUUGGUAGAAGCCCACGAGUCAAUUGCAUAUCAUGACAAGCUCCAGGUCUUGCAUUUUAAAUGGUGCCCUGAACUUUGUGUUUUUCCGAAUGUGCUCAAGUCAAAAAAUCUUCGAGAUCUCAAACUUUCCAAUUGCCCAAAAUUGGAAAGAUUCCCCGAUAUUCUAGAUGAACUUAGAGGCCUGAAAAAACUUUCCAUACGACAUACCUCUUUAAAAGAACUUCCUACAUCAAUAAAAAAUCUUGUCUCUCUAGAGAAAAUACAUUUAGACAUGGGCAAAAACCCUAUAAGUCGUCCAUCUAACAAUUACAAGUUACAAAAACUUCAAUGGUUCAAAUCUUUUCUCUGCCAAAUCAUGUUUCCAAACCUUUGGAAUUCAGCUGAUCCAUGCAUGAAGAUCGGACUUCCAAAUUCAAAUGUGUCAGACCUUUUAAAUUGUAAUCUAUCCCAAGUAGAGUUUCUUGAGGAUCUUUCUUGUUUCCCCUUGUUGAAAAUCUUAAUUCUGUCGGGGAACAAUAUUACUAGCCUUUCUACAUCCAUCAAGCGUGAUUGUUUGUCCACAUCGUCAAUUAGUAAGGACUUCAAGCAAUUGACGUACGUUGAAUUGAGUGGGCUGCAACUCGCUGGUUAUUAUGCCCAACCUCUCAUGUGCUCCAAAUCUCAAAAAAUUGAAACUCAGGAAUUGCAAAAACUUGGUAGAAGCCCACGAGUCGAUUGCAAAUCAUGA
Eucalyptus grandis is the source of this 1197-nucleotide messenger RNA. Its product is annotated as probable disease resistance protein RPP1. The record is from RefSeq and is a predicted model, not a curated record. Gene Ontology annotation, molecular function: protein binding. The coding region runs from base 1 to 1197 and encodes 398 amino acids. The transcript is spliced from 3 exons. NCBI's taxonomy places the organism in Eukaryota, Viridiplantae, Streptophyta, Magnoliopsida, Myrtales, Myrtaceae.